AUGGAUAACAGAUCUGGACUCACUCCAAAAGAGAUUCGGGAGUUGCAGGAGACAACGGUGCUUUCUGAGGCGCAGAUUCUUCGACUUCAUCAACGAUUUAAGAUGCUUGACCAGGCUGGCCAAGGAACUAUAACGGCAGAGGCCUUCAGUUCUAUUGCCUCUGUGGCCUCAAACCCUCUCCUAGGGCGCAUAUUGGCGGUAUUGGAUACAACUGGUGAUGGAAAAAUUGAUUUUAGGAAGUUUGCAAAGACGCUGGCGAUUUUUUCCCCACAGGCUGAUAAGCUGGAGAAACUGCGUUUCACCUACAUGAUGUACGACUUCGAUGGCGACGGCAAGAUCAGUAACAAGGACCUCUUUGAAACCCUGAAAAUCAUGGUGGGGACGAACCUAACGGAGGUUCAGUUGCAGCAGAUUGUUGACAAAACGUUCAUUGAGGUGGAUCUGAACCGUGAUGGGUAUAUUACAUUUGAUGAAUUUGAGAAGUUGACACUUUUGAACAAUUUUGGUGAUCGCCUCAACCUUUCCUUUUAG
Molecule: messenger RNA, 531 nt
Organism: Trypanosoma rangeli
Lineage: Eukaryota; Euglenozoa; Kinetoplastea; Trypanosomatida; Trypanosomatidae
Product: calcineurin B subunit
Exons: 1
Coding region: 1-531 (176 amino acids)
Molecular function (GO): calcium-dependent protein serine/threonine phosphatase regulator activity; calcium ion binding
Source: RefSeq, a predicted model, not a curated record